AUGCACGGCGGCGUCGGAGUCAUCCCGGUGCAGAUGCAGUGGAUCGAGCUGCAGGACAAGCUGGUGGACGGCGAGCGGUUCGCAUCCAUCCGUUAUCUGAAUGGAAGGAAACACCGCCUUGAUGGCCUGGUGAUGGUGUGUUGUCUAGUCUUCGCGGCCUUGGACCAUUCCGGCUUCUCCCAGAAGCUCCAAGAGGCGCUGGCCCUGAUCCUGGAGAAGCGACCCAAGGAUCCGUUGGCGUUUCUGGCAGCUCAUUUCCACAGUUUGGCAUACGGAGGGGACACCAUGUCCCAGGCUUUGUGCUAUGUCUGCCUCAACCAGCCAGGAUCCUGUCACUUUGCGGACAACAUUUCUUGUGCCUACUCCAUUCUGGAGCGGGGAGCUGGUGGUCGUCGAGGUACAGUUUCUGGGAGCUGUGUCGUUCUGUGA
Molecule: messenger RNA, 429 nt
Organism: Ostreobium quekettii
Lineage: Eukaryota; Viridiplantae; Chlorophyta; Ulvophyceae; Bryopsidales; Ostreobiaceae
Source: the annotation of a GenBank genome assembly